UAAAAGUGUACAUUUGCAUAAUCACAAGUUUUAGUUAUUUGUUGACUGACUUUUGUAGCAUUUUCUAAUGUAUGCUUCAUUGCAGGCUAAACGCCCUUCCGCUAUUGAUUGCUUUGCUGAAAUCACAACCAACUGGCAGGGCAAGACGAUAGCCCUCUUCCUGGACUACGACGGAACAUUGUCGCCGAAAGUAAAUAAUCCUGACGAGGCAUACAUGUCCAGUGAGAUGCGCGAUGUUGUUCAAGAAGUUGCCUCCUUGUGCGCCACUUCAGUCGUCGGUGGAAGGGCCCGCGAUAAGGUGAAAAGUUUCAUUAUGCUUGAAAAUCUGCACUAUGCAGGGAGCCACGGAGCAGACAUCAAACUCAGUGACGAAGCAGAAGCCUACCAACCUACCAGCGAGUACGAACCUGUUAUAAACGGGGCGAGAGAGCGUUUGGAGGAGGUUAUCAGAGACAUAAAGGGUGCUAGUGUUGAAAAUAAACAAUUUUGCAUUUCAGUGCACUACAGGGUUUUUGAGAAGAAGAAACAGGAACUGGUUAAGAAGCUUGUCAAGAAAACCAUUAAAGGUUUUCCUGAGCUCAGAGUAACUGAUGGUGACAAGGUUUUAGAGGUUGGUCCUAAUGCUGAAUUCAACAAGGGGUAUGCAGUCAAGUAUCUACUCGAGCAGCUAGCCCGCAAAAAUAAUUGGGACAGUUCUCAGGUGGUAGCCAUCUUUAUCGGCGAUGAUAGGACAGAUGAAGAUGCAUUCAAGGUGGAAUUCUUUACAAUUUCAUCUAAACACGGAAACAUAAUCUUGCUAAAUCAUUAUUUAAUCUAUCUCUCCACUUUUUUUGCAAUUAGGUGCUUCGUGGACGAGACGGCGGAUUGGGGAUCCUUGUCAGCAAGGAGCGCAAGUGGACUAAAGCGUCGUACUCACUGGAGGACCCGGCCCAGGUGCAAGAAUUUCUUCAAAAGCUCGUGACAUGGAAGAAGGCAGAGGCUGAAGUUUGACUGUGGCUUUGCAACCUAUUUAGUAUUGUUCUCAUAUGAGGUGGUGAACAAGAUGAGACAGAAUAAUAAGGCGUUAAGGGCCCUUCUUUAGAAGUCAUUUCUCCUCGAGAUGUAAUCGAUACAUGCUAUUCUGUUGUUAGCUUGUUAUAUAAGACUUCUAAAUAAAAAGUACUUCCUCUGUCUCAAAAUUCUUGUCUUAGGUUUGUCUACAAAUGGAUGUAUCAAAAUACUAA
Molecule: messenger RNA, 1223 nt
Organism: Hordeum vulgare subsp. vulgare (domesticated barley)
Lineage: Eukaryota; Viridiplantae; Streptophyta; Magnoliopsida; Poales; Poaceae
Product: probable trehalose-phosphate phosphatase D
Exons: 8
Coding region: 68-961 (297 amino acids)
Biological process (GO): trehalose biosynthetic process
Molecular function (GO): trehalose-phosphatase activity
Source: RefSeq, a predicted model, not a curated record